AGUCAGUGUAGUGAAGUGAACCGCGCCGCACGGCCGGAGUGUGUAGGCCUACAAUGCACCACUAUCAGAGCCCCAGUCCGGGCACCAGCAUGUCACCCCUAUUACCCAGUUUCGGCUUUACUCAGGAGCAAGUGGCCUGCGUGUGUGAGGUGCUCCAACAAUCAGGAAACAUCGAGAGACUCGGACGAUUCUUGUGGUCUCUGCCUGCCUGUGAAAAACUACACAAGAACGAGAGCGUGCUGAAGGCUAAGGCGAUGGUCGCUUUCCAUCGAGGCAACUUCAAAGACCUCUACAGGAUCCUGGAGAGUCACCAGUUCUCCCCUCACAACCACCCCAAACUGCAAGCGUUGUGGCUGAAGGCGCACUACGUGGAAGCUGAGAAACUGCGGGGUCGGCCCCUGGGCGCUGUCGGCAAGUACAGAGUGCGACGGAAGUUUCCUCUGCCGCGGACCAUCUGGGAUGGCGAGGAGACCAGCUACUGUUUCAAGGAGAAGUCUAGAUCAGUGUUGAGAGACUGGUAUAGUCACAACCCUUAUCCUAGCCCUAGGGAGAAACGGGAGCUGGCUGAGGCUACUGGUCUCACCACCACCCAGGUCUCAAACUGGUUCAAAAAUCGACGACAACGCGAUAGAGCAGCUGAACAGAAGGACGGCACGGGCAGUCGUAGUCCCGGUGACGUCACGGACAAGGGAAGCUCGGCUCCUGCUCUCGACUCCAGUUCGUCAGAGUCGGUUGAUGGCGUCGAACUCAACCACAAAACGCCCUCCAUUGGAGUCCCUCACACCCUCCUACCACAGGACCCUCUCUCAGCACACCACGAUCUGUUCGCGAGCGGAGUGGCUGGAGGCGGCGGCCUCGGAGUGGGAGGCGGAGGAGGGAUGCUGGGAGGUGCCACGGCGGGAGGGAUGGGCAGCAUGCUACCCGGACUCGAGAUGAAGCCGAGCGUAGCGAGCCUGCAGGCGACCGUCAUGUCCAAUGCAGCUGCCGCUGCUGCAGCUGCAGCCUACCCCGACACAAGUUUGCUGCACGACUAUCACUCCUUGUGACAGUGGGCCGCUGGCUAUAACUAUGGCCAGUGACAACGCUUAUCUAAUCAUCUGUCUCCUCUUGGACAAUCCUAACUCUAGUGCUACUGCUCUCUUGAUCGAUUCAAGUCACAACCUCAUCAUCCUUACAUUACAACUCUAACGACUUUGUCAUGAGCAUCUAAACUUGUUGCAUUGAGUAUUAAUGCUCAAGACAUCAUCACCUUCAGGUGGAAUUCCUACGCGACUACUCUAGCCGCACUAAAGUGCUUGAUUACACUACACACUACACUGUAUUGUAGCUACAGCCGAGCACUCUAGUGCGUUACAGUCGUCACUUUGGAAUUCUACCUUUUAAAGGUCCAAUUCCAAAGUGACAGCUCUAGCUGCGCUAUAACUGUAUCAACAGCUAUAGUAUAUCAUUGUAUAUUAUUGCGUAGUCUAAAAUAAUAUUCAUUUUUUCGACUAUAGCAGUCAGAGCAGCUGAUACAGCACUGGUACAGUCGUUGCUUAGGAAUUGCACAUGAAGAUGGCAACUUACGAUUUUGUCAUGUGCAUCUGAACUUGAUACACUGUUCUUAAUGUAUCAUUAAUUGUAAUACUCAAGGCAUUAUCCUUAGGUGACAAGUUACGAUGCUGCUAAGAGCAUUUAAACUUGAUGUUUGUAUAGGUCAAACAAUAUCAAAUAGAUUAUUCCACGAUUUCUGUCGUGACUGAGGUUAUGAACUUUGUAUUGAACUAUGUGAUUUGAAUUCAAUCUUCAUUUGAAUGUCUUGUUAUCUAGAGCCCUGCUUGACAAUAAAUGUCUACUUUGAGCGAAGUAAGAAUAGCAUUAGUUCUUAUGGGAGUGUUCACACUAUGGUAAACUGCAAGCGUGUGAGCACUCCCAUAUUAUAAGAAUCAGUGGUAUUCUCUUUCUGUAUAACAGAACAUAAAUGUAUUGAAAAGCAAUUUUCAAUUUAAAGAUUUAAACUUUACUUCCAAUUGAAAAACUUUCCUUUUGUAUUGCUGCAUAGUGGAAUGAAAACACGAAAAAUGUCUGGUUCUACUUGCAUAGCAUGAUUUAUUGGAAUAAGGACAUGAGUCUCAGAUGACAACUGACAAUAUGAGCCAAGCCAAAUAAACAGUUUUUGCACUGGAGUCGGCAGGGCAGGAAGCUCUCCGAUUGGCAGAUUAUCAGCCAGUUCCAGAGCGCCAACCCCAUCAGCCAAUUAGAGAGCUUCUUGCCCCUGCGAUUUGUCCGCCGCCAGUGCAAAAACGGCUAAAAACGCUUCAUGUGGCUUGGAAAUUAGUCAUGAGUACUGAAACAUGAUUUUUCAUGAAAAUUAAACUUUAGUAUUAGAGAAAUUAAACAUAAUUUUACAAUUGAUUCAUUUAGAAAUCAGAAGAGACAACUUGAUAUAUUGUGAUAUCAGAUUAUUGAACUCUCUACUCAAACUUUUCAAUUUCUACAACAGCACGAAUCUUCAAAUCGUCUAUAUAAUUAUCAAGAGCUUUACAUAGUGUUACAAGUUUUUUUUGUGAGUUUAAAGUAGUUAAUGAAAGGAAGGUCUAGCCACAGCGACAGCUGAAAGACUCACUCAUUCUAUGGUGGAAAUUUUAUGAUUUAAUGAAUUAUUGUAAUAGAUAAAAUAUAUUCACGGUUCUAUUCUAAUAAUGUAAGUUUUUUUUUAAUUCAACUGAGAGAGAUUCACAUUGUUCUCAUCCGAAGACCAAUGAUGUUUCUAUGGUGAUUUUGUUUGGGAAUUAUGAAUUCAUAAAAAACCGCAAAACAUCAACUUGUUUCUUUGUUAUAUCUACUCGAAUCAAGCAUGUAAUAUUGGCCAAAUUUCAUCAACACAUAAGCAAAAAUCUCUUUGUAAUUUUAGAACAGUAGGAUUGGUUCUGAAAAGUAAACUCCUAUGGCUUAUUGUUGGUGAGGGAUCCUUUGCGGGAUUCUAAAAAAAAUGUUUCUGAUAGUAUCAUUAUUAUUAGGUAAUUUCUGUUACUAGCCAAAAAGAUUUCACUCAUUUUAAGAUGAAUCGUUUCAAGUGAUUUGGGAGUGAAACUUUCAAUUACUAAAGUAUUUAUAGUAUUAAUACGAAUGGUGUUUUAUGCAAGAGGUUCAACUAAUCGUUAAACGAUGGUUAUUUUAUUGCUUUAAACGAAAUAAUAUGGAGUGUCUGAAGCCAGAGUAGGUCAAAACCAAAGAGAAGAGGGGACAGAAACCAGUGAAUGGACUUUUGGAGUGGAAUCUAGUGAUUUAGCUUUAGUGAACUUUACCCGUCCUGUGAGAUCAAGUUGGAAUGCAUUUUAGCUUACAUGUAAAGUACUAACUCAAUUUGUAAACAUUGUGAUCUUGUUGAAGAUUUAGCGAAAUAAUCGAUUGCUAUUGUGUUAAGAUAUAUAUUUAAACUUCUCUAAGUUAGCUUUGAAGGACAAUUUUUCUCAAGGACUCAACCGCUUUAAAGCCCGCUCAACAUUCAUGACUCAACUGUAACAAGGAAUGUAAUUUGCCUGUUAAAUUAUAUAUGAUUAUGAGUAACCAUAAUAGAUGUUGAUAUUUAAUUAUUUUCAUUGAUCUUCCAAUAAAAUUCAUAGUCUAUUGAAUAAUAUAAACUUUUCGAUCUCAACUUCUCCUAUAUUCUAAGUUCAAAGUACGUUAUUGUAAAUAGCUUGAUAGGUAUUUUAAGAUUGUAUUAUAAACCUAUGUUCAGCACUUUCGCUGUUAUGGAUGCAAUAAACAAGCUAAAGUGCAUUUCGACUUUUGUAUACUAUUUAUAAUUUAUUCAUAUUGUAAAUACUGUAUAGCUUUUAAAAGAGAAAUACGAAUAUAUUAUUAGUAGAAUGUAUGAACUGAAUGUGUUAUUUAUAUAAAAUAUAGACGCGUAAUAAAGCUUUUCAGACCCUGCUUCUCUACACCUUGGAUAAUUGGUGAUUCGAGCAUAAUAAUGUAUUGAUUUGAAUUCGCUGUAAAUAUUUUUGAAGAAUAAUAUUAUUGUAAAUUGAUUACUAAAUA
Nilaparvata lugens (brown planthopper) is the source of this 4023-nucleotide messenger RNA. RefSeq names its product homeobox protein six1-like. Gene Ontology annotation, biological process: regulation of transcription by RNA polymerase II. Bases 54 to 1046 code for a protein of 330 amino acids. The transcript has 3 exons. Gene Ontology annotation, molecular function: RNA polymerase II cis-regulatory region sequence-specific DNA binding; DNA-binding transcription factor activity, RNA polymerase II-specific. The record is from RefSeq and is a predicted model, not a curated record. Gene Ontology annotation, cellular component: transcription regulator complex; nucleus. NCBI's taxonomy places the organism in Eukaryota, Metazoa, Arthropoda, Insecta, Hemiptera, Delphacidae.